GAAAGACACUACAGGCUAUUACAAUUGCAGCCUGUUUCAUGAAUGAAGGUUCUAUCCUAGUUGUUUGUCCAGCAGUUUUGCGACUUCAGUGGGCAGAAGAAUUAGAGCGCUGGCUUCCCUUUUGUUUACCUGCAGAUAUUCAUCUUGUUUUUGGUCAUGAAAAUAAUCCUGCCCGUUUAACAAGAUUCCCAAGAGUAGUUGUUAUAUCUUAUAAAAUGCUUCACCAUUUGCGGAGGAGCAUGACUGAGAGAGAAUGGGCUCUCUUGAUCAUUGAUGAAUCUCAUCAUAUACGUUGCUCCAAGAGAACAUCUGAACCGGAGGAGGUAAAAGCUGUACUUGAAGUGGCGGCUAAGGUUAAGCGCAUAGUUCUACUAUCGGGGACACCUUCUUUGUCAAGGCCCUAUGACAUUUUUCAUCAGAUAAAUAUGUUAUGGCCUGGUUUGCUAGGAAAGAACAAGUAUGAAUUUGCAAAAACUUACUGUGAUGUCAAAGUUGUCAAAGGUUAUCAAGGACAUCGUUUCCAGGACUUUUCAAGGGGUGUUCGCUUGGAGGAGUUAAAUGUGUUACUAAAGCAAACUGUUAUGAUAAGACGUUUGAAGCAGCAUGUGCUGGUUCAGUUACCACCCAAACGUCGACAGAUCAUAAGAUUGUUUUUGAAGAGAUCAGACAUGGUUUUAGCAAAAGCCACUGUUGGAAAGUCCAAUGAUUGUGCUUAUGAAAAGGAUGCUGCAGAAGACAUGACUCCUGAGGAUUUAGAUGAACCUGAUAGUGAUUUGCAAUCGUAUAAAGAAAAUGAUAAUUCGGCUUGUAGCAAAUCGGAGAAGCUCUCAUACCAAGAACUUGGUGUUGCAAAGCUCACCGGGUUUCGUGAAUGGCUUUCCCUUCAUCCCCUCCUUGCAGAGUCAGAUGGUGUUGCGGACUUGGAUUUGAACCCUAGUUCUAACAAAAUGAUAAUCUUUGCCCAUCACCAUAAAGUUCUUGAUGGAGUACAGGAGUUUGUAUGUGAAAAAGGGAUUGGUUUUGUCCGCAUUGAUGGAAACACACUUCCCAGAGAUAGGCAAUCAGCUGUACUAUCAUUCCGAUCAUCAAACAAGGUGAAAAUUGCAAUUAUUGGUAUAACUGCUGGAGGUGUUGGACUUGAUUUCUCAUCAGCGCAAAAUGUUGUGUUUCUGGAGUUGCCUUUAUCACCAUCAUUGAUGCUUCAGGCUGAAGACAGAGCUCAUCGGCGAGGACUAAAAAGUGCGGUCAACAUAUACAUCUUUUGUGCAAAGGACACAGUGGAUGAGUCACACUGGCAAAGAUUGAACAUAACUCUACGCCGUGUAUCAUCUACUACAAAUGGAAAAUAUGAUGCAGUGCAAGAGAUAGCGGUUGAAGGUGUUUCAUAUCUGAAAAUUUCUGAUAAAACUGACUCAGGCUGUGAAGAUCAAACUCUGGAUCAAGUGUCCUCUGGCAAGCCCUCUGAACAGUNAAUUUGUUGUCUUUUUUUGACAUUGAACUUUAUUUCUGUGGUUUGGCAGGUUGAAGGUGUUUCAUAUCUGAAAAUUUCUGAUAAAACUGACUCAGGCUGUGAAGAUCAAACUCUGGAUCAAGUGUCCUCUGGCAAGCCCUCUGAACAGUUAAUGAGUUUGGGAGAGUCAAAUUUAGCUCAGGACAUGCAAUCUGCUAAAGAAAAUGAUGAAGUAACUACAAAUAUGAAUUACAAAUCUGUUGAACAGAGUAAAAUUGAUGUUAUUUCAAGUGAAACAGAUGAUCUUCUUAUUGAGGCUGACAUAGUUCCAGAGCUAGAAAUAGAAAAGGAUUAUAUUUCAAUGGAAAAAGUGAAAGAAGCCACUCUUUCUGGUGGUGAAAUUGGAAUGCCUGAAAAGGUUUUUUCUUCUGAGUUGGUUAAAAGCAAUAAAGAUGAGGAUCAACUUGAAAAGGAAUUUAAAUCCAACCCUCAAAUAACAGAAGUAGAUGAUGUUGCAUUUCUUCCUCCAACUGAAGCUGAUGAAUGUUGCUCUAAUGAAGUGAAUUCUUUGCGGUUUGAGGUGAGUCAAUAUACUGGAAGGAUCCACUUAUAUUCAUGCAUUCAAGGGGAAGAUUCAAGACCAAGGCCACUGUUUGAGAGUUUCCGAUUGGAGGAAAUUGAUAACAAGGAAAGAAUUUCUAAAUCAUUAAAGGACAACCCAGGUUAUAGACAUGCCAUUCUGGAAUUCAUCAGUGACUGGAAUAAACUACGGCCAAUAGAACAAACUAAAUUACUUGGAAAGCCUUUGCAACUUCCUUUAUCAGUUGAGUUGUGCUAUUUGAAGGCAACCAUUAACCACAACACUGGGGGACUGCUAAAGGGUGGAAGCAAACGGCGAACUACACCAUCAGAUGAGAUUAGUCGUCCUUUGCCAUCAGAUGCUAUGUGGAAAAAGAUUCGUAUUUGUGGUGGCUCCAGAAAGAAGGAGAGAGAGUUCACUCAGGGCUGGACUCUAAAUGAUGAACCGCUCUGUAAACUCUGUCAAAAACCUUGCAAGGGUAACAUUGCCAAGACACCAGAAUAUUUUGAAGAUCUGUUUUGUGAUCUUGGCUGUUAUGAAGAAUAUCGCUUAAGAACUAGUGGCAGAUUCCUCCGUGAGGAACUUUUUCAAAUAGAACAUGGUGUCUGCACAAAUUGCCAAUUGGACUGCCAUAAACUUGUGAAGCACAUAAAACCUUUAUCAUUGGAGAGGCGACAGAAGUAUAUUGAGAAAGUGGCACCAAAUGUAGCAUGCCGGAAGAAUUUGCUUGAAAAACUUGUCAAUGAUCCAACCGAAGGCAAUGCAUGGCACGCUGACCACAUUAUUCCUGUCUACAAAGGUGGAGGGGAAUGCAGGUUAGAGAAUAUGAGGACCCUUUGUGUAGCUUGCCAUUAUGAUGUUACUAAAGCUCAAUGUGUUGAACGACGCUCAACUAGGGCAAAGGCAAGGAAACAACUCAAAGUGAUCAUGAGUGGCCUCAGAAAUGAUGAAAAUAAUGAUAUUACUGGCUCUCAUAAAAAGGACAAAGGGCAUCUGGAGAUGCAAGAAAACAUAGCUGAGGAUGAGCUUUUAGUCAAAGUUCCCGGAAGUUCCUACUCUGGAGGGCUAAGCAUUGUUACUGAAAAUGAAGACUUGAAGAAGUCAUCCGAAACUUUACAACCAGACCUUGAGUGAAGAAAUACACACCUGAAUGAUAUUUAUUAUAAGUAUGGCUGCUUCAACAAAAACCAUACGGCUUACAAUUGUACAGCAGCAAGCAAUAUACAAUUUGAAGCAGUUCAAAAUUUUUUGUAUCCUUAGUCCCUGGCUCCUUUAAGAUGGCUCGAGUCUUUGCUGUUUUGGAGAAAAAAUCUUGGGACGACAAUUAGGUAUUAGGAAGUACCAAGGACUGUUGAUUAUGUAAGCAAAUACUGUUAUCAUCAUAAUAAUAUACAAAUACGACACGUUGUCACUUUUUUGCCAGCAUUUAAUUCAUGUUAGCCUGAUUUUCAA
Messenger RNA from Pistacia vera, 3482 nucleotides. Its product is annotated as DNA annealing helicase and endonuclease ZRANB3-like. NCBI's taxonomy places the organism in Eukaryota, Viridiplantae, Streptophyta, Magnoliopsida, Sapindales, Anacardiaceae. Gene Ontology annotation, biological process: replication fork processing; DNA repair. The coding region runs from base 39 to 3164 and encodes 1041 amino acids. The transcript is spliced from 24 exons. The record is from RefSeq and is a predicted model, not a curated record. Gene Ontology annotation, molecular function: endonuclease activity; nucleic acid binding; ATP binding. Gene Ontology annotation, cellular component: nuclear replication fork.